Talpa occidentalis (Iberian mole) is the source of this 3558-nucleotide messenger RNA. It is a transcript of the gene SP110, whose product is annotated as SP110 nuclear body protein. The coding region runs from base 1 to 2250 and encodes 749 amino acids. Gene Ontology annotation, molecular function: DNA binding; DNA-binding transcription factor activity, RNA polymerase II-specific. The transcript has 20 exons. Gene Ontology annotation, cellular component: nucleus. Gene Ontology annotation, biological process: regulation of transcription by RNA polymerase II. The record is from RefSeq and is a predicted model, not a curated record. Lineage: Eukaryota; Metazoa; Chordata; Mammalia; Eulipotyphla; Talpidae.
AUGGAGAUCAGCUACCUGGAACAGGUGCCACUAGAGCCAGAGGCUAGCAGGAAUGCCUCAGUGACCAAGGACUGGCUGAACUUAGAGCUCCAUGGGUUCAUCUUCCCAUCUCCUGUGGCCAGGAGCAGUGGGCUGGGUGCCCAGGUGCCACCUGGCUGUUGCCCUAGCAAGGCCAACGCCUUCUUGGGGACCAGCCAGCACCAGAAAUCUGAGUUGAAGCUUCCUGCCCUGAAGCUCCAGUUACUUUCACUUUCCUUUCCUCUGAAGCUGGGCUCCACUGGCCGUGGUGAGGCACUGGCUUCCUGCUCAUGUACAGCUACUCCCUGCCUCGCCGAGGGAGACAUCCCCGCUGAUCACGGGACCUGGAAAGGGGCAGGAGCAGCACCCAGGAUCUUCACCAUGACCAGGGUCUUGGAAGAGGCUCUUCACCAGCACUUCAGAUGCAAGAAGCUGGAGAUUGCCUAUGCCAUACACAAGCCAUUCCCCUUUGUUGAAAGCCUGCUAGACAAUGCCUUCAUCACUGAGAACUUCUACAGGGAAUCUCUGGAAGCCUAUAGAAAUCUGGUCCCUGUGUCCCAAGUGAUCUACAACAUUCUCGCCAAACUGGAGAAGACAUUUAACCUGUCACUUCUGAAGACGCUGUUCCGACCCCUUCACCUGUAUGAGUACCCCAAACUGAAGAGGACUUUUAAGAGCUUCCAUGAUGUUGUCAAUUCCCACGGAGGCUGGAGCAGACUCGCAGCCGUCCUCGACCUGGAUGACACAGCAGAAUGGAGCUCCCACCAGCCCAGGCUGCUGCCGCUGCCCACACCCCAGCAGCCCUCAUCGAGCCUCCCACCCCAGCCGCCCGCCGUCACUAAGCCCGAAGGAUCUAAGCCUGAAGGAUCCACACCGCACAGCACUGAGAUCCUGGGUGAACAGCCCAGCCCCGCAGCGGCCACCCCCCGACUCAUCGGGGAAGGGAGGCUCACCCCAGACAACCUCGCGUCCCAAGUAAAUGAUGGAGACUCGCCAGAGAAGCCCGGCGCCCGCCCUGACUCUGUGCAAGUGUCCAGUGACAAACCAGCCCCCCAAGGGAAAGAUGAAGAAGAUGCUCCAGAGAUGCCCAGUGCACCCUCGGGCCCUGUGCCAAUGAUAAGAGAAGAUUCUCCUGAACCAAAUGACUCAAAAGAGCCCCAGGAAGUGCCCCCCGAAACUCCCAAGAAAGGAAAGAAGAGAAAAAGAAGUACUUCGUCAAGUUCAAGAAAGAGAGACCAUAAAAAAAGCCUCCCAAGAGGGGCAGCCUCACCUGACCCUGAAAUCCAAGAGCAGCCCCAAGUGGGGGAUCAGGAAACUCCCUGGAAGGAUGACUUUGCUGGGAAGCCAUGGAGAGUGACCACGGCCCAGAAGGCGACGAGCCAGCCUGCCCCGACGUCUGGCCCAGAAGACCUCACGGAUCAUGAAAGUAAAGUGCCUUUGGGUCAAUCUCCUGGGAAAAAGCAAAAGAGGAGAAAACAGGAUAUCUGGUCAAGUCCCAAAAGGAGACCGAAAAACAGGCUCCCAGGAGGGGCAGCCUUACCUGACCACGGAAUCCAAGAGCAGCUCCGAGUUGGGGAUCAGGCAACUCCCAGGAAGGAAGACUCAGCCGGGAAGCCACAGGUGGUGACAAAGGCCCAGAAGGCCAGGAGUGAGUGUGCCCCAGAAGAUCCCGAGGAUCAUGGAAGCCAAGUGUCUUUGGGCCAGUCUCCUGCAGAAAAGAAAAAGAGGAGAAAACAGGAUAGCUGGUCAAGUCCCAAAAGGAGACCGAAAAACAGGCCCCCAGGAGGGGCAGCCUCACCUGGCCGUGGAACCCAAGGGAAGCGCCCAGUGAGGAAUCAGGCAACUCCCAGGAAGGACCACUCAGCUGGGCAGCCAGGGGUGGUGACAACGGCCCAGAAGAGGAACCUGCAUCCUCCAGAGACUGGCCCAGAAGUUCCAGGAAAAUCUGAAGAUGAAAGCGAGGACUUUAACUCUCCAAUACUUCCCGUGAUCUGUGGGGACGUGAAGGGGUUUUUAUACAAGGAGAAAAUGAAGCGAGGAUCCUUGGAGAAAUGCAUUCAAAAUGAGACGGGAGUGUGGUUCACGCCACACGAAUUUGAAAUUGAAGGAAAACGGGCGAAUUCAAAGAAAUGGAAGCGGAGUGUUCGAUGCCGAGGACAGACCCUAGAACAGCUGCUGGAGAAAGGACUUUUGCAUUGUCCUCCAAGAAUAAGUCUCAAGAGAGGUAAAUAGCAGGUGAAUUUCUCAGUUGCCACGUUACAGACUUCCCUUGGCCAAAGUCUCUCCGAGUCCUCGAGUUUCCCAGGCCUGAGUUUCCGUCCCAUGGAGGCAUGCGUCUCCAUAAUGACUGGGUUAGCACACCGGCACGUGUGCACACGCAUGACUUUUGUAGCUUAUUGAUGAUGGGAAGCAAAUAACUCUUUAAAGUGUAGGGCAAGCUGGGCCUCCCCGGUGGCACAGCGGUUGAGCGCUGGGCUGCAAAGCUGCCCGCAGCCUCUGCAGCGCCGGUUCAAUCCCCGGUCACCCGUGAGGGUGCACAGACCUCUCCUGCCACGCCCGCUGCUCCCCUCAGCAGUGUAUUUCAUCAGUCUGCCUGUUCUGCUCCCCGCUCUGGCUCUGGUGAAUUCUCUCACCCUCCCGCACUUCUGACUGUACCCAGUGCUUGUAUAAAUAAAUAAAUAAAUCUUUAAAAAAAAAAAGUGUAAGGCAAGCACUAAUAUGUAUACAUGUUUUAGAGAGAGAUCUGGAUAUUUGGAUGGUUACAAACGAAAGGUGUCAGAAAUAAAGUGUUCCAGUUUAAAAAGCAAUUAUGGUAUUGAAAUAAGCAAGAACAGCCUGGGAAAGGCCAAGAAGGCCAGCCUACACCCUCAGUGCUUCUCAGUUCGACACAUGUACACCGGUAGCGCCGGGACGGAACGAUGCAUUUCAGCUGAGCCUUGUAUCGGCCAAGCCUCGCUCCAUCUAUAGGCUGCCCCAGACGCAACUCUCCACCUUCUUGUUUAAAUAUCUCCUCCAGACGCAGCCCCUGCAGGAGCUCCCCACUCCAUCAUGACGUCCAGGGGUGGCAAGGGGGCACUGGAGCUGGCCUGCCCUCUGCGCAUUCACUCAAAGGUUAUAAGACAGUGAUACCCCCUGUGCCAGUUUACUGUGUAAAUGGUCUUUUCCAUGCUAAUUUGUACACCUUGACAUGUACAGGGGUGCUCCUUAUAGUAGAAAGUAUGAGGGAAGAACGUAAAUGUGAAUCCGUCAUGGAUUCACAGCUAUGGACUCAUCAUUUACUCCAUAGAAAACCACCAAAGGGUUUUAAGGUCAGGAAACUUCUGGAAGCUUAAAUUGGUGGUGAUGUGGAGAGGGGAAGCUCAGUUUUGUUUCUGGAGUAUGUAUUUGUAUGAGUAAAAAAAUAUCUGAAGGAAUUGGUUAUUCUGGGAUGGGACGACAAGGGGCUUUUCUCUUCUGUGUAUCUUCUUUGUGUGCAGUUGGGGUUUUUAUCAUCACCGUUUAUUACUUCUGUAACCAGAUAAAAAUAAAGAUCUUUAAAAU